AUGACGCCCGAAACAAUCGCAUCGCCUCCAAGCGCUGCAAGGAGAGAUGAAAUUUUUGUUCGUCAACGGCACCUUUACACACACACACACACAGAGCGAUACUUCGGGAAUCUGCUAUGUCACGACUGGUAUCGGCUUUCGGGAAAGCAUCCAUCGUUUCGCGUCCUUGUCCCGGGGAUUCCACCUCCCCCCAGACUUUCACUCUGGGACACGCGUUCUGUCUCACGCUCUAACGUGCGUCCAGAGUGCCACCUAGAGCGCCGGUGCGGUCGCAGUACGCAGUCAGAACGGCUUUGCGAUACCCCAGCGGGCACCGGCUCGUCAUGGAACAGACGAAUGGACGUGCGAUGCCCGCUUGCCUGUCGCCAGGUCCGCUGGUGGUCGUGCAGGCGCUGGGGAUGCCAUCAAGCCAGCGCCUCUGGCCAAUCGAUACGCAGCAGCGAAGGGACGCGGAAAAUACGCUCACUGCAGCGGGUACGAACUGGCUCUGCACUCCUGGACUGGGUCUACGUUGCUAUGAACCUUGUUCGGAGCCAGCUUGCCUUACAGCGACUACAAGACGGAAUUGAGUCCGUUCGAUGGAGAUAUACUGUAUUGGAUGCGUUGCGAGUAGAGCCGCGGUUCGUUUCUGCGCUCGUGGCUCGUGAACGGAGCUCCGGAGAGCGUCCUGCGACAACGUCCAGCUCGCGUGACUGCCUCGUGGCGGAGCGUCUUGACGGUAUCGACGUCGGUGCGGCGGUGACCGAGGCAGAGCUGUGGACUCGGGCGGCAGAACGGGCACCAAAACUUGUUGUACGCCUUGUGGAGUUUAUCAAGGUGGGUGCACGGAGCUGCGUGUUUGUGUACGAAACCUACACGCCAGUCGACCGCGACGCCACGCCGACAGACGCUCAGGUAGUUCGGGUUGCUGCCCAGGCUUUUUGCCUAGUACGCCUGUGCGAAACGCUGGGCACAAGUGUCAACGGUAGACUGGACAGGUCCGAACUUAGCUUUCAAGGCAAAGCGCGUGGUUUCGGACCUGGAGUUCUUCUCAGGAGGGAGGCACCGGCAGGCGUCCUCGAAAGCGAAUCGGCUGCAUCCGAAAGCAUAGCCCAGCAGGAUGAAAAACAAGUCGUCUUUCAGCUGGGAUGCCUUAUGGGCGAUCUUUUAGCCGAGGACACGCAGUACUAUUCUCGGCGGUUACUACGCCUGCAAGCUAGUUGUGUUCGAGAAGCACCUGAAGCGCGUCCAACGCUGAAUAUCGUGGAGCGGAAGCUUCGACGUCAGAUUCAGCGCCUGGUGCGAGCACGCUCCGACAGCGGCUCCACCGAGGCACGCGAUGAACCACCGUCUACCCCGGAAAUCAGCGAUGUGACUGCACCGGUGCCGAGCCACGAAGACCUAGAAGAAAUGUUGCACCAAUGGGAGAGCGGCAUGUCUGGUAGCCAGACACCGGGACGGGCGUCGAAGAGCUCGCGGGACUCGGAGUCGACGGUGCCAGCCUCUUGUGCCGCUUACCCCGCUGGACCCAGCGUCGACUCAAAUCCCCUUGGCGGUCAUGUCGAGGCACCCUGGGCCAUGGAGUCGUGCAGUGACCCGACACCGAACGCUGAUCGAGUCGAGCAGCUCAUUCAGCUGGCUUUGGGACGUUCCGAGCAAAGCUUCGGGUUUCCGCACUGCAUUCGAGCGUUGCUGCUCGAGGCGUUCGCUCGACCCGAUCGAGCCGUCAUCGACACCGUGCUCAAAGCGCUUCGUCGGCGAGUCUUGCAGGACGCUCUGAGCGUAUUUUCUCGUUUGCAAGCGCUGUAUAUUAUUCACUUUCUGUUGCUCCGCGGGCCGCGGAGCGUUUACGAUAGCGCCAUAACUUACACGGAUUUUAUUUCUCUUCUUAGGUCCGCUGGUCAGCGUUCCACAAAGACUGCCUUGAAGCAGGUGUCUCCCAGACCAAAAGGGGCAGGCUUUUGGGUCCAGGGUUGCACUGGCGGCUCCCGGGAUGCAACAGGGAUCGUGCACCGAUACCGUGAAAGAGACCCUUAUGGCUGGGUGGUCGGCAGCGCGGUGCACGCAAAAGGCGACCAGCAGGCCGAGCGCUCGGCGAACCGCCGACAGGAGAUGCUUCUCGAGCAAGCCAAUGAGCUAUCGAGGCACUACGGUGCACUUAUCCUGAGCAAACUCGACGCGGUGCGGACCUGGCGAGACCAACGGGGCGCAAACAACGACGAUGCGCGCCACCAGUCGAGACGUUUGGGGAUGGCGUCCUCGUUGUUGCAAAUUUCGAAAUCCGCAGGCAAAUUGGCUGAAGAGCUCCUUACAAACCCCGCUCCAUUACCAUUUCGAGAGCCAGUGAUUGAUGAGCUACUCUUGGAUGUGUUGUGCGGCUUUGCUACCGUGACCUCUAUUUUGGCGCCCCGUUUGAGUGGCGUCGAGCGCGUUCGACUGGAUCACGAGUUCGUCGUGAUUUUUCGAGGACUUGCGCGCCUUUUUGGGCUCGCAAUUCCCUAUUACAUCGAACGGAGCCACGAGGCCUUCCUGCGGAUCGGUCGGAGUCUGUGGGGCCUCUCGCAGAAUUGCUCCCUCGACGAACGAACGAUUUUCAUACAGGCUGCGCGGCGACUUCCGGCGGAGCUGGCUAUCGGCUGUGGCCUUCGCGCUCCAGACACUUAUUCGGCGCUACCAGCGUUGGCGCUGUACGCGUUCCGCGCAUGCUCAUCGUCGAAGUCGGGUAACGUUCGGUCGAUGCAAGUGGAUGCAACGCUGGCUUCCGCCGUGGCAACGACUGCAGAUAUAACAGCCGAUGAUUACCGUGCCGCACAUUGCCGGGCGCGGAGUAAGAGCAUCUGCACUGUGCCAAGUUUCGAGACCAGGCUCGGGAAUCUGCCCCUGAACCCUGAAGCAACACCUGCGAGACUUGGGCGAAAUCUGGAUAUCGACUGGUUGAAUAUCGAGCUCAUUGAGGAACUCGGCCGCGGCAGUUUUGGUACCGUCCAUAAGGCAAGAUACCUGAAUCGCUUGGUGGCAGUGAAAAUCUUCGAAAUGGGGCGCAAGUAUGCACAAGGCGAUCAAUAUCGUAAUUUCUAUGCUGAAGUGCGCACGUUGUGUAGUCUCGAUCACGAGAACAUCCUUCCGUUUAUUGGAGCGGGUAGAGCGCCCGAUCCACCGCGUCUUUUCAUCGUGACGGAGUUCAUGCCCCGCGGAACGCUCUUCGAUCUUUUGCAUCGUCGACGGGAGGCGCUAUCGCCGCUGCGGAAAAAGUGCAUCGCGCUGGACAUUUGCCGGGGGAUGGCGUACCUGCAUGAGCAUGGUCUUUUGCAUCGCGAUCUCAAGUCUUCGAAUUUACUAAUCGAUGGUUCUUAUCGGGUGAAAAUUGGGGAUUUUGGCCUGUCCAAGUCCAUUCGUUAUCUGGCGCUGGACCAGCCAAUGACGGGGAACUGCGGCACUCCCCAGUACAUGGCACCGGAGGUGCUGGCGUCUGCACCCUACGGCACUGCUGCAGACGUGUUCUCAUUCGGAAUUCUGCUCUGGGAGCUACUAGCGGAACAAUUACCGUACCAGGGCUUGGAGCCGAUGCAGGUCAUCACCGCUGUGCUGCAACGCGAUGAACGACCGCCGUUAAAUCCGCGAUGGGAUGUCGAGCUCGUGCGAUUGCUCUGCGAGUGCUGGGAUCGGGAUCCAGCGAAGCGGCCACCAUUUCGAGCAUUGGUUGCGCGACUGCCGCCAGUUCCAUUCCCGGUACCUGCGCUUGCCGACUAG
Messenger RNA from Cyanidioschyzon merolae strain 10D, 3729 nucleotides. Its product is annotated as similar to Raf-related MAP kinase kinase kinase. The transcript has a single exon. Gene Ontology annotation, biological process: protein phosphorylation. Bases 1 to 3729 code for a protein of 1242 amino acids. Gene Ontology annotation, molecular function: ATP binding; protein kinase activity. The record is from RefSeq and is a predicted model, not a curated record. Lineage: Eukaryota; Rhodophyta; Bangiophyceae; Cyanidiales; Cyanidiaceae.